AUGAACCACAAUUAUCUCUCUUUGACCUGUGGUCUAAUAUUUUAGAUAGUCAGUUUCGUUUCGUUACAUUGCCAUAAGGUAGCUGAAAUGUUUAUAUAUGCGCUUAUCAUCUGCCUCACUACCAGUCUCAGCACUUGUCAGAACUAUGAGAACCAAUUCUGCACCUAUAAUAGCUCACACUCGCUGAAUCAGUUCUCAACACCGAACUAUACAGAUAUAAUCUGUAUGAACAUGAUUCUGAAUGAUACGAUGAAACUGAAACUCGAAAACCAAAGCAAGCCACUUCACAUCAGAUCAUCUAUUCAGCUUAUCAAUAUAACUGGGAAUAUAACCACUAAAACUUUGGUCCUCUUUCCAUUCGUGAACAACGUGCUGAUAUAUCGAUGCAGGAUCGACAACAUCGAUGCAGACUUCAAGAGUUUGGUUCAUCUGCACAUAGCUGAGUCUAUUAUUCCGAAUAUAUCCAAAGAGAUGUUUCAAGAAAAUAGAUAUUAUUUGCUUUCUUUUGGUUUACAUUCUAAUGUGGGUCUAAAAUUCGGCGAAUCACCUUUUGAACUUCUUGACUAUUUAGAUGAUCUGAUUAUAUAUAAUCAAUCUCUAUCGUCAAUCAAUGAUUGUUUUUUCAAUGGCCUCAACCAUCUGAAAUAUCUCGUUCUCAACAAGAAUGAUAUAAAAUAUCUUCACGAAAACGCAUUCAUAGGUCUCAAUGAAUUGAGAGAAAUCAAUAUGGAUAACAAUCCUCUGGAGUAUUUCACAACAAAUAUAAGGCAUAUGCAUAAACUCGAAAAACUUUCAUUAUUACAUACAAAUAUCAGAGAAUUUCAUGUGACGCAAUUCUUUCCUUUGAUAAAGAUGAGAGUUCUGAAAAUACCAUUUCCAGCUGCGAGAGACAUAGAAGUAUCAGGAUUGGCUAUAGGAUUUCCGAAUUUGAGAAAUAUUGUUGUGGAUUCUCAUGACAUCGAUGAAGAUUCUGACAUGUUCAAGUUGAGAAACCUACGGCUUGCUGGACUCAAUGUCGAUAGAAUCAGCAAACUCCCUACGGAGGUUUCUAUAUUUGCUGGGAGACUCAAGUAUGAAUUUCCAUCGCUAGAAUCAGAUGUCUCUAAAAAAUUUCCAUUUUGUUGA
Molecule: messenger RNA, 1125 nt
Organism: Phaedon cochleariae (mustard beetle)
Lineage: Eukaryota; Metazoa; Arthropoda; Insecta; Coleoptera; Chrysomelidae
Source: the annotation of a GenBank genome assembly